Mytilinidion resinicola is the source of this 963-nucleotide messenger RNA. RefSeq lists its product as uncharacterized. NCBI's taxonomy places the organism in Eukaryota, Fungi, Ascomycota, Dothideomycetes, Mytilinidiales, Mytilinidiaceae. The record is from RefSeq and is a predicted model, not a curated record. The coding region runs from base 1 to 927 and encodes 308 amino acids. The transcript is spliced from 3 exons.
AUGGCCGAGCACAUCAUCGAUGCCUCUGGCCUAACCCUCCACUUCAGCCCCGCUCAAAUCUUCAUCGGACUAGCUAUGUUAACUAUCAUCCUCCUGAGCAACGGCAAAAGCCUCCUUUUCAUGUGGCACGUACGACUCCUGCUUCAGCUAUCACGGCAUCUCCUAUUCCGCCGCCGCCAUCUGACCGUCUCCUCCGCCUCCCACGGCGCCGAGUCCCUGUUCCUCCCCGUUUUCACAUCCUCCUACACGCCCCUCGUCGACCUCGACUACAACCUCCACAAAUCCAACUCGACCUUCUUCACCGACCUCGACGCCAACCGCACCGAGCUCAUGCUCGCCCUCUUCAAGAACGUCAUGGCGCCCCUCAAACAAAACCAAACCCAAGCAAAAGCCACCACGCUAAAAACUAAAACCAUCAACCUCGGCGGCACUGCUUGUGUUUUCAAGAAACCUAUCCCGCCCUUCGCCCGCUACGAGGUCUCCUCGCGUCUGCUGUGCUGGGAUGCCAAGUGGAUCUAUGUCGUGAGCCACUUCACGAAGCCCGGCGCGAGCAAGCCGACGGCGUUUGUGCUAGGCGGGCAGGCGAAGAUGGAGAGGGGAGGGGGGAAGAAGCGGGAGGCGGGGGACGAGGGGGUGUAUGCGUCGGCGAUUGCGAGGUAUGUUUUUAAAGCGGGCAGGGUGACGGUGAAGCCGGAGGAGAUUAUUGAGGAGUGUGGGCUGCUUCCAGAGAAGGAGCCUACUGAGCAAGGAGAGAGCAAUGGAAAGGGGGAGGGGAACGCAGGAGAGGUGGGCGAGGGCCACUGGUCGCGCGAACAGGUGAUGGAGGAGUGUCGGAGGAGCUUGCCGCUCGCGCAGAACUUUGCGAGUCUUGAUCUGCUGCAUGGGACGAGGGUUGGGGGGUCGAGGCCGGCUUUGUAUGCUUAUUGAACUCUAGGUUUGCUUUUGGUGGAUGGCUAGAGGCUG